GGCCGACGCGACCGGAAAGGGGCGAGUGCUGUUGGCGGUGUCGUAGCGUUGGGCGGUCGUGAACCUCGCGUUGUCGAGGGGCCGUCGCAAGCUCAGCUGUUCCCGAAGGUGGCGGCGGCGGUGAUGACGCUCACGUGAGACGACGUUGGCACCGGAACAAGAAAGGCCGGGCGCAAUGCGCGAAGCCGGCUGCGUCGGUUGCCCGCCGCUCAACGUCGUCGGCACCGUGGCCCGCGCAUUCGGCGCGCUCUUCUUCGCCUGCGCGUUUCAGCAGCAGCUCAUGGCUUCGCUCUACAUCGCCGCGCUAGUGGUAGCCCUCGCGUGCUACGCCAUCCACCGAGCGGCCCUGCCUCGCGUCGAAGACGCCCUCGCCGCGGAGGUGAUCCUCGGAGUGGACGGCGAACGCGGCGAUGGUGACAACGCGGUGCCGUUGCCGCCGGCGUUCGCGCACAGGGGCGGAGGUCACGACGCGCCCGAGAACACCCUCGCCGCCAUCCGGGAGGCCAAGCGUAACAACGCGUCGGGCAUCGAGUUCGACCUCUCCUUCACGCACGACAGCGUUGCGGUCCUCUUUCACGACGAGACACUCGAACGCACAACAAACGGCGAGGGACCUCUAGCUUCGAUAACCUUCGAAGACCUGAGAAAACUAGACGCUGCCUCCAAGCACCCGUUCGCGGAGCGCUUCGCCGACGAGCGCGUGCCGACGCUGGAAGAAGGCGUCGAGGAGUGUCUUCGCCUGGGCCUGCGCCUCAUCCUGGACGUCAAGGAGUACGACCACCGAGCCGUCGCCCUGGUCGAUGAACUCUUCCGCAAAAGACCCGAGCUCUACCGUCGCGCCCUCGUCGCCUCCUUUUACCCGCAGUUCAUCUACGCGCUCCGGCGCCAGAAUCCGGGCAUCGUGACGGCGCUCACCUGGCGUCCGGGUUUCGUCGCGUACGAGGACAUCGAGAACCUCAGGCCGCGCUUCAAGUCGUCCUACACGAAGCACCUGCUGGCCAGGGUCGGCGACUGGGUGCUCGACCGGGCGCUCCACGGCGGACUUCUUCCGUACCUGACCGGAGCCUCGGCCGUGCUGAUCUGCAAGAACGUGCUGAGCGCGGAGUACGUGAGGUCGUGGAGAGCCAGGGCCUCCAUGUCCUGGCGUGGACCCCGAACCCACCCGGCCGAAAAGGAGUUCCUGCGAAAGGUCUAAGGGUGCCCAAUCAUUACCGACACCCUGCGGCACGCGUAAAGACAACGUUUGACGCCUUUUUAACACCCUUUUUCCGGCGCACAUAUUUAUCCUUUUCUAUCUAUCGUAGCCUCCACAAAUUACACGAACAAGGGAGUUUAAUACGAUUUUCACAAUGGUGCUUUUUUAAUCAGGUCCGAACGUCAGAAAAUUGAGGUCAAAACUUCGGUCUCAACAGGAGGCUCA
This is a messenger RNA of Rhipicephalus sanguineus (brown dog tick), 1420 nucleotides long. RefSeq names its product glycerophosphodiester phosphodiesterase 1. Bases 176 to 1195 code for a protein of 339 amino acids. Gene Ontology annotation, molecular function: phosphoric diester hydrolase activity. Lineage: Eukaryota; Metazoa; Arthropoda; Arachnida; Ixodida; Ixodidae. Gene Ontology annotation, biological process: lipid metabolic process. The transcript has a single exon. The record is from RefSeq and is a predicted model, not a curated record.